Molecule: messenger RNA, 3495 nt
Organism: Scomber japonicus (chub mackerel)
Lineage: Eukaryota; Metazoa; Chordata; Actinopteri; Scombriformes; Scombridae
Gene: rab24
Product: RAB24, member RAS oncogene family
Exons: 9
Coding region: 486-1097 (203 amino acids)
Molecular function (GO): GTP binding; GTPase activity
Source: RefSeq, a predicted model, not a curated record
UCCUCUUUCAAACAUCCGGUGAUGUUUAUCAUGGGAACAUCCUUCCCCCUGGAAACCGCCUCUAACACCAAUUUGGUUCCCACCCAAACAAACAAAGCUCAGUUGGCGAUUUUUCCCUCAUCAGUUGACUGGACCUUGUUCCUAAAAUUACUCUUCUAUUAGCCAGAGACGAUGUUGGCUGUUCAUUUUCUCUUUCUGUAACGUUUUGAUUGUAUUUUUUUUUAGCCAUUGCGCAACAGUGGCAGCAACAUUAUAACCUAAGCUAGCAGCAGCCCGGUUUGGUUGCUGCCUUUUUUUUACUUUAAAACAGAUUUGGCAAGCACGGAUGACAGCCCCGGAUCUGAGAGAGGUUUAUUGAGCCAAGCUGUAGCUAUCUGAGCACACUGAGCCCAGCAGCUGCUUUGUAAAUCAACCCCCGCCCCCUUCCUGUCUGCUGCGCUGUGGUCUCGUCUUGGGCUUCUUCGACUUUUCCAAACUCUGUUACUAUGAGUGCAAUGCGCGUGGAUGCCAAGGUGGUGAUGCUGGGAAAGGAAAGUGUUGGGAAGACCAGCUUGGUGGAGAGAUACGUUCAUCAUCGCUUCUUGGUUGGACCGUACCAGAACACUAUCGGUGCUGCUUUUGUUGCCAAACCCAUCCAGGUGGGAGACAAAGUGAUCACCCUGGGAAUAUGGGACACAGCUGGAUCAGAGCGCUACGAGGCUAUGAGCAGAAUCUACUACAGAGGAGCCCGGGCAGCCAUAGUCUGCUACGAUCUGACUGACAGCAGCAGCUUCCAGAGAGCUCGGUUCUGGGUGAAAGAGCUGCAGAACUGUGAGGAGCACUGUAAGAUCUACCUGUGCGGCACUAAGAACGACAUGAUUGAAGCAGAUCGGAGCCUGCGCCAGAUCGACUACCACGAUGCUCAGGACUUUGCUGAAGAGAUUGGGGCGCAGCAUUUUGAAACCUCAAGUAAAUCAGGAAAUAACGUGGAUGAGUUGUUUCACAAAGUUGCUGAGGAUUACAACAACAAUGCCUUCCAGUAUAUGACAGCCGAGGACACAGGCGUCGACUUGGGCCAGAAGAAAGACUCAUAUUUCUACUCCUGUUGCCAUAACUGAUGCUGAGCAGCAGGAAGGGAGACGGUCACCUUCCCCUGGCUGGAGUAAAACCUGGAUAUGAUGGAUGGGUGUCGGAUAACUCGGUUUUGGAUCUGGUAUCCAAGUCACAGAAAGAGAUAUCGAGCAGUACUGUUUAUACCUUGUUAGAUAUGUUUAUUUCUUUUGUGCCAUAAAGAACUGAAAGCUGCGGAUUUUACUGAAGAGGAUUUACGACUACUGCAACUGUUACCGGGUGGAGAGCGAUUUAAAAAAAACCAAAAACAACAAAAAAAACCAACAUACAAACUCUUCACCCAGUCGUGUCCUGUGUUUUGUCCCCGUAUCAACUACUCAUCUUUCUUCUGUAGCUCUGAGCUGGACCAUGGAAGUAAACACAUCACUAAAGCUGCGGUGAUAAACAGUCAGAAGCUGCGCUGUAGUUAAAAGAUGACUUUGGGCGGAGGUGAAGUUAAAGCGAUGCUGACCAAGAAAUACUGGCAGAGAAAACUUGAAUGAAUCAGUUGAUUGUUGUAGCUGGGCACAGUGCUUCAGGACGGUGAAUGUUUUGUUUACAGUAGUUCAUUUUUGUUCACCUUCAACCCCGGAGCAAACGGAGCAGCUGUGACUCAUCGUAACAUCCUGAUGUGAACUCAGACUUAUUGCUGAAUUUUGUAAGAUAAUGGUUGAACAGGCCCUCACUGGCCCUGCUUGACAUACUGGUUUGGCUUGCACAUGCUCAUUGAAACCCACAUACAUGAAGGGAAACUAAGUUGGAUAUAACAUGUCAAGGAACAAAACACUCCUCCCUUCCUCUAUCUAUCUUCCCAGCCAAAUUUAAUUGAAAUUAAACCUAAUCAUACCCUUGCAAAUUUGUUGCAACACAAAUCAUACCAGUAAUCCUUUAUGAAAGCAUUUAACCUGCAGUAGAAAGGCAGGACUGUGUGUUGGUGUGCAUCCAAAAUCAGCUCCUUAUUGUUUACCACAGCGUUUGCCAUGUGACAGCAUGUACAACAUGUAUCUAGUACAUUAUCUUUUUGCACCAUAAGCUAAGAAAGCAAAGAAAGACGAUUUUAGGUGGCGGUUCCUAAAAUGUCCACAUCUACAUCAUCAAAUUGCAUGGCCCGAGUUGACUGAAAGAAAACUUUAAAGACAGUUACUUUUCUACCUUUAAACUCUAAAUUUUCUAUUUUGUAAUUUCAAAUGUUACACAUACGGAAAUACAACUGUCAAAUUUUCUUUCAGUCUUCUCUAGCAGUGAAGGCGAGCUCAGAAAGGUUUAACAAAAAACGAUUGAAGUUCCUCUUGUUGGAGGUGAGGAACUGCAGAUUUCAUCAACAGGAAAAAGCUUUUGUGGGUAAAUGUUGUAAUAUGGCACAAACUGUCAUCUUAAUGUUCUCAGACCAGUAUUUACAGCUAUAUUUAACUUAUGUAAAAUCUACUCAAGUCACUAAUUUAUUGCCUUUUAAGUUGCGCUGCCAGACUGACGUGGGGAAAUAAAUGGACACGUGUUGCUGCUUUAAUGUUUCGACACUCCGCCUGUUGAUAAUUUGAUGCACAAUAUUUUUUAUUGAAAGUUACAGAGAAAUGGGUGUAAAGUACAAAAAUGUUGUGGAAAAAUUAAAAUCUUCUUGAAAGAAUGUUUCAGACUUUAAAUAGACCUUAAAGUUUUCUAUGUAUUUAUCCACAAUUUUAUUUUAUUGUUGGCCUUGUGUAUAACAUCUAAGCUUUUUAUGCAAAAAGUGACAACAUAAUUGCAAUAUACAAUAUGUAAAAUUGUAAAAUCUGUUUAGUGUAUCAUAAAUCAUCCCAAAUAUUAGCAUUAAUGCAUCAGGCCCUACGAUACUGAAUUUGUGACACUGAAAACCUUUUUUUUUCAUAUUCAGUUUGGUAUUUAGUUAUUUUUUUAACCUAUUUGCAGAUCAUUUUGCUGGUUUUCAAAUUGUUCAUCUCCAUCAUAGAUCAUUACAUGCUAUGCAUCCCAACCCUGAAAGUAAAAAAAAAAAAAAAAAAAAAAUCUUGUGCCUCGGACCAGACUUUACCCUAAACCAAAUUAAAUCCUUUGAAAACCAGCAAAACUGUCAGUAAACGAAGCAAAUCCUAUAUAUAUCUCAUCCUGUUCAGUGUGAAAACGAGGAAAUCAACCUGUGAGCUUCUGUGUUUUACAGUUAUCCUCCUUGCUGUGAUUUUACAUAGAUUUAGUUAAUCACCUGUACUUUACAAUGCUGACCACUUUUAAAAUUUUCCAAAAUGUCCUUGUCGGUGCAUUCAGGGACGCUAGGAUAUAUUAGAAUUGACUAUCAUCAGUCAAAAAGCAGUGUUCAUACAAUUAAAAAGCAACUGUGUAUUAAAAAUGAUGAAACACUAAAUCUAGAAACUUAAAAUAUGCUUUGGAAAAUGUGGUAGAAACAUAAAAUAUCGG